Messenger RNA from Python bivittatus (Burmese python), 471 nucleotides. It is a transcript of the gene SCP2D1, whose product is annotated as SCP2 sterol binding domain containing 1. The record is from RefSeq and is a predicted model, not a curated record. Lineage: Eukaryota; Metazoa; Chordata; Lepidosauria; Squamata; Pythonidae. Gene Ontology annotation, cellular component: cytosol.
AUGUGGAAAGAAAGACAGAAACAGUGUCUUCAAAUGAAAAUCAACACAAGUGAACAAACUGUUGCUUCAGAUUUGUAUCCACCUCUGAUGGCAUCUACAAAUUCUUCACCAAAAGGCACUGGGCUUCAGAGUGAUCUUAUUUUUGAGGAAAUUGGUCGCCGCAUCAAAGGCGUUGGCAGUCAACUUGUAAAAAAGGUGAAUGCUGUCUUUCAGUGGGACAUCAUGAAUGGAGGAAAGAUUGUGGCCCAGUGGACCCUAGAUCUGAAGACUGGUUCUGGUGAGAUCUAUCCAGGAGUAUCUCACAAGCCUGCCAACACGGUUUUCAUUCUCUCUGAUCAUGAUUUCAUGGAGCUUGCUUUGGGCAAGAUAAAGCCCCAGAAGGCUUUUCUAAUUGGCAAGGUGAAGGUGAAGGGCAAUAUUCUGCUCAGUCAUAAACUCGAGAUGAUUCUCAAAGAGUAUGCAAAGAUCUGA